UACCCCCUAGCCUAAGAGGCAAGCACCUUCACUUAUUAUGACAGAGAGUUGACACGACAUAUCAAAUUCCGUCUUGUUCUGCAUGUCCGGACGCUGUUGCACGAGGAAAGCCAAUCUGCCUUUUCGUAAAAUUCUCUUCUGCUUUCUCGUCCUUUCCGCCUAGUAAACUGAUUUAUCAGUCUCUGCUUAGUAUUCCUGGUUUGAUAUGCUGUAAGACUUCUAAAGUCCGUCCAGCAACCGUGAAGCGUUUCGGCGACUUAACCCUCCGAUGGAACUUGCCACCAAUCAAACGCUGCUGACGUGUAGCAUGUUAGCUUCCCCGCAACUCCGCCGACCUCCUGGGAACCCAUUCUCCACCACCGUUCAUUCUCAUCCACAUUCAAUCCGCACCGUGACUUUGGCCUCUCACCCCCGAUAUGCCUUACGUCGCGUGGAAUCUAUACAAUCGAGAUGCAGUAGAGCAAUAAGUGGUAGUGCAGGCAUUUCGCGUUCCAGCAAUACUGGUCCGAAUGGUCUUCAGCAGCGGAGAGAAUGUUUCUUUACAGGACGUACGCGUUUAAGAACGAAUUCGUCAGCAGCAGUUCCUUGCCUCAUUGGCUCGAAUCCGUCAGCGCGACUAGUAGUCUCAGCUUCGGGGAACAGGGAGCAGCGCCAGCAGCCCAAGGCGGUACAAGGGGCAGCAGAGGCGGCGUCAGCAUUACCCGUGUCUAAUAUCGGAGAAGAGAGUGACACUAGCUGGAGUGGCUCUGCCGGGAGCGAGAGCGAGAGCGAGAGCAGCAGCAGCGACAACGAAUGGUUCGUGGUUCGUAACCCGUUGGAGGCUCAACGGCCGAGAUUAAAGCGCAGGGCAGCGAGCAAACGGAAGCACGUGUCGCCUUUCUAUUUGGGGAGAGUGGCUGCGGCCACACUUCGCAAGGGUAAGACCAGCAGCAGCAGCAAGAGCCGGACCCCUGGCAAGGCUGUUGCCAGUGCCAGUGCCAGUGGCAGUGGUUCUAGCAUUACUGGCACCAGCAGCAGCAGGAGCAGCAGCAGCAGCAGCGUUGACAUCUCCACAACCUACAGUUCGGACACGGCUUCCGGGUCCGAACUGUUGUCUGGUUCGUUGAUGUACCGCUCCACUGAAACCUAUGUAGAAAGCAACCUCGUGACAGAAGCCAGUAGCGAGUCUUCUGUAACGGAGACUGAAGAUGCAGGGGCGUGGAGAGAAGGGAGCGAGAGUGAAGGUGAGGAUGAUGGCGACGUGGUGGUUAUGGGGUCGGGUGCGGUUCUGUCUGAAAAUGACAGGGGGGGGGAUGGUGUUUGGCCCGUUGUUGCUGCUGCUGCUGCUGCUGCUGCUGCUGGAGCGACGGAGGGAUGGCUGGAAACGGGAAAUGGCAGCAGCAGCAGCGGCAGCGAGAGCGUAAGCGGCAUGAGCAGCAUGAUUCCGAGUGUGUCAGGCGGCAUUCUCUCUCUCGAAAGUGGGGUGUACACCGACAGCGACAGCGACAGUGAGAACGACAGCGAGGGCGGGUCAGAUAGCACCCGCGCUGCACCCAACACGACGAACGCCCCCAGCAGCAACAGCACCAGGGACGCCAGCAACAGUACCAGCAGUGAGGAUGCGGGCAGUGGCAGCAGCAGCGACUCGGAAGGGGAGUACCUGGGCGGCGACAUGUGUGCGUCAGCCACGGGGGUGGUGCGUGUGCAGUCGCGGAAGAAGGCGGAGAUGUACCUGGUGCGCACGGACGGCAUCAGCUGCACAAGGGAGAAGGUCACCCAGUCCACGCUCGCCUUCUCGCACCCCAGCACGCAGCAGCAGAUGCUCAUGUGGCGCACCCGGCCCAGGACGGUCCUGUUGUUGAAGAAGCUGGGGACGGAGCUCAUGAGUGAAGCCAUGGAGGUGGCGCGGUUCAUGCACGGCGAGGAGGGCAUGAACGUGAUGGUGGAGCCCGAGCUGCACGACACGCUCUCCCGCAUGCCCGGCUUCGGCUUCCUGCAGACCUUCUACAGCCAGGACACCAGCAAGCUGCACGAGAAGGUGGACUUCGUGGUGUGCCUGGGGGGCGACGGGGUCAUUCUGCAUGCGUCUAACAUCUUCAGCGCCUCUGUACCCCCUAUCGUCUCCUUCAACCUCGGGUCAUUGGGCUUCCUCACUGCGCACCCGUACGAGCAGUUCAGACAGGACCUAAAGGCGGUGAUCCAUGGGCAGGAGCAGACGGCAGGCGUGUACAUCACGCUGAGGAUGCGCCUCAAGUGCGAGCUGGUCAAGGGCGGGCGGCCCGUGCCCGGGAAGGUGUUUGACGUGCUGAACGAGGUGGUGGUGGAUCGUGGGUCCAACCCGUACCUGUGCAAGAUCGAGUGCUACGAGCGCAGCAAGCUCAUCACCAAGGUGCAAGCGGACGGAGUGAUAGUGGCAACACCCACGGGCAGCACAGCAUACUCCACUGCUGCUGGCGGCUCCAUGGUGCACCCCAACGUGCCCUGCAUGCUCUUCACGCCCAUCUGCCCGCACUCGCUCUCCUUCCGCCCCAUCAUUCUGCCCGACUCUGCCAUCCUCGAGCUCAGAGUGCCGGCUGACGCGCGCAGCAACUGCUGGGUGUCCUUCGACGGGAAGAAGCGGCAGCAGCUGUCGCGGGGGGACUCGGUGCGCAUCUCCAUGAGUGCCCACCCCGUGCCGACCGUCAACAAGAGUGAUCAGACUGAUGACUGGUUCGCUAGCCUGGUCAGAUGCCUGAAUUGGAACGAGCGCAUGGAGCAAAAGGCGUUCAACAAUACUUUUUGAAGAGAGAGAGAGAGAGAGAGAGAGAGAGAGAGAGAGAGAGAGAGAGAGAGAGAGAGAGAGAGAGAGAGAGAGAGAGAGAGUGAGUGAGUGCGCUGGGCAGCGAAUCUCCACGAGCACACAGUGCAUCCCGUGCCCACUGUCAACAAGAGCGACCAGACCAGGCCGACAAGACAACUGGUUCGCUAGCGUCAUUUUGUGGGGUGCUUGAUCUGGAUGAGCUUAUGGAGCAGAAGGCGUCCAAUAGUUCCUUUUUAGAUGGCUGUGUGUGUGUUGGGUUGGGGUUUAAUGUUUGCUGGGUUCCUUUUUUGGGGAGGAUGGGGGGGGGGAGGGAGGGAAGGAGGUGGAGUGGUUGAGUGGUUGAGUUAGGAAGGAGUGAUCCUUCCCGCUAACUGGUUUGAUUGGUGACUCAGAUACCCGGGAAAGUCAAUAGUCGAGCAGGUUUGCUUUCUUCGUAUGAAUAAUUUACUUCGUCUCAAUUACUACCUGGUUUCACCAAUGUCAGGAUGAUACGCCCGCAUUGGUCGUCAUUGCUUGUGGCCCCUCCAUGAGAUGUCUGCUGUUUGUUGCGCUCCUGUUGGUCUUUC
Closterium sp. NIES-67 is the source of this 3345-nucleotide messenger RNA. The record is from the annotation of a GenBank genome assembly. NCBI's taxonomy places the organism in Eukaryota, Viridiplantae, Streptophyta, Zygnematophyceae, Desmidiales, Closteriaceae.